Messenger RNA from Chondrus crispus (carragheen), 1106 nucleotides. RefSeq lists its product as hypothetical. The transcript is spliced from 4 exons. The coding region runs from base 1 to 936 and encodes 311 amino acids. The record is from RefSeq and is a predicted model, not a curated record. Gene Ontology annotation, molecular function: superoxide dismutase activity; metal ion binding. Gene Ontology annotation, biological process: superoxide metabolic process. NCBI's taxonomy places the organism in Eukaryota, Rhodophyta, Florideophyceae, Gigartinales, Gigartinaceae.
AUGGUCUGGCUUGGCAAUGCCCUUUUCAUCUCUCCAAAUCCAUCCACCCGCCGCUUCGCAACGCUUCUCGACUGCAUAGCCUCAAUCUCCUGCCUCCCGCCCGCACACGCAGCUCCCCAAGUCACAAUCGACAUUGCCCUCGCCAAUUAUCAGCAUAGCAUGGCUCUCCGUGCAGGAGCUUCACGUCUGCUUUCUCGCGCGGCCCCGCUCGCCCGGUCUCUUUCGCAAGAUGUCGCGUCCCCAGCUGCGCGAUCCGUGUCAACUUUUUCGUUGCCGGAUCUGAAGUAUGGCUACGCCUCGCUUGAGCCGCAUUUUGACGAGAAGACUAUGACGGUUCAUCACACUAGACAUCACCAGACUUAUGUCUCUAAUUUGAACGGCGUUCUCACAGGCGAGCAUGGAAGCGAGAUUCAGGAUCUGUCACUAUCUCAAAUUCAGAGAAAAGUUAGCUCGCUGCCGGAGGCUAUCCGCACGACAGUCAUGAACCACGGCGGCGGUCACUACAACCACACCUUAUUCUUCAGCAUUCUCGCACCCGAGACGGAGACGACCUCCGCGCCAGUAGACGAGCUCAAAACCAUGGUAGAGACCGAUUUCGGGUCCUUCGACGCCAUGCGCAAGGAGUUUAACGCCGCGGCGAUGAAGGUCUUCGGGAGCGGUUGGGCCUGGCUUGGUGUGGGGAACGACGGCAAACUAUGUAUUUCUAACACGCGCAACCAGGAAAACCCGCUCAUGGAAGGAAUCGUUGACGCACCGUCUACUCCUAUCAUGGGACUCGAUAUCUGGGAACAUGCCAUGUACCUCAAGUACCUAAACCGCCGCCCUGAAUACAUCGACGCGUUCUGGCACAUCAUUGAUUGGGAGCAAGUCGCAGCGAACUAUUCGGCUGCACGCGACGGUCAAACGGCUAUUUUUGAUGUACCCAUGGAAGAAUAGAGACAUAGCGGCACAGUGUACUGGACCUCGCUCACAUCGCCACGCGGCGUGUUGUUGUAAAACUAAGCUUGGAGAAAUAGCUCUCAGAGUGCAGUAUAUAGCUCGGAUUUAUAGAGGUUGCGGAAUAAGCGAAAUGACGCUAUGACGCAAACCAUCACUGAUUGACUGCG